Molecule: messenger RNA, 1585 nt
Organism: Psammomys obesus (fat sand rat)
Lineage: Eukaryota; Metazoa; Chordata; Mammalia; Rodentia; Muridae
Gene: Pycr2
Product: pyrroline-5-carboxylate reductase 2
Exons: 7
Coding region: 151-1113 (320 amino acids)
Biological process (GO): L-proline biosynthetic process
Molecular function (GO): pyrroline-5-carboxylate reductase activity
Source: RefSeq, a predicted model, not a curated record
GCCGCCCGCCCAUCAAGUCGCCCGGCGCAUCCCGGUUUGGAAGCUGCUCCGAGCGCUUCGGGUCCGUUUUUUUUUUUUUUUUCCGCGCGCGGACCCUGAGCCCGGGAUUCCCAGCGUCUCCGGGUCGGCGCUUGUCGGGAUCCCGCGGCCAUGAGCGUGGGUUUCAUCGGCGCUGGCCAGCUGGCCUGUGCGCUGGCGCGGGGUUUCACGGCCGCAGGAGUCCUGUCGGCCCACAAGAUAAUAGCCAGCUCCCCGGAAAUGGACCUGCCCACGGUGUCUGCGCUCAGGAGGAUGGGCGUGAAUCUGACCCGGAGCAAUAAGGACACGGUGCGGCACAGUGAUGUCCUGUUCCUGGCCGUGAAGCCGCACAUCAUCCCCUUCAUCCUGGAUGAGAUUGGGGCUGAUGUGCAGGAGCGGCACAUCGUGGUCUCCUGCGCAGCCGGUGUCACCAUCAGCUCUGUGGAGAAGAAGCUGAUGGCGUUCCAGCCAGCCCCCAAAGUGAUCCGCUGCAUGACCAACACGCCCGUGGUGGUCCGAGAGGGGGCCACUGUGUAUGCCACAGGCACCCACGCCCUGGUGGAAGAUGGGAAACUCCUGGAGCAGCUGAUGAGCAGCGUGGGCUUCUGCACAGAGGUGGAGGAGGAUCUCAUCGAUGCCAUCACCGGGCUCAGCGGCAGCGGGCCUGCCUAUGCAUUUAUGGCCCUGGACGCGCUGGCAGAUGGUGGGGUGAAGAUGGGCGUGCCUCGGCGCCUAGCAGUCCGACUAGGAGCUCAGGCAUUGCUGGGAGCAGCUAAGAUGCUGCUGGACUCAGAGGACCAUCCAGGCCAGCUCAAGGACAACGUCUGCUCCCCCGGUGGGGCCACUAUCCAUGCUCUACACUUCCUGGAGAGCGGGGGCUUCCGCUCUCUGCUCAUCAAUGCAGUUGAGGCCUCUUGUAUCCGAACAAGAGAGCUGCAGUCCAUGGCUGACCAAGAAAAGAUCUCCCCUGCUGCCCUUAAGAAGACCCUCCUGGACAGAGUGAAGCUGGAGUCACCCACGGUGUCCACGUUGGCCCCGCCCAGUUCUGGAAAACUCCUCACAAGAAGCCCCGCCCAGGGAAGCAAGAAGGACUGAGGAGGACUCCGUGGGGUGUCCUUGUCCCCUGGAGUACAGGGAGGGGCAGGCUCAGGUCUGUGGGUGAAAGCUGCUUAGGUCUGUUCACCUGCUGGCACCAAGCCCUUCUCUUGUCCCACGGCAGAAGGUGCUCUGAGGAGGCAGCUGAUACCCAAAGCCAGAUAGCCCAGCAUCCUCUCUGAGAAGGCUUGAGGCCCUGAGUUAGCAUCCCCCUCAGCAGAAGUCUGUGGAGAACUUUAGUUAGAUCCUGGGGUGGUUCAGUUUGUUCUGGAGGUGAGGUGAGAGGAAACAGAGGGAGGGCCAACCUCUGAAUUAAAAAUUUGCAUAAGAAGCAAGCGACUUUGGUGUUGCUGGUAGAAGGGUGGGGAGAGCCACGAUCUUUCUCUUAACUCCAGCUUCCCAGACGUCCUGUUAGAAGGUGACAUUCAGUGCUAGUUCUAGCUGCUUUAAUAAAGAUCUUAUUUAUUUUUGA